Molecule: messenger RNA, 1215 nt
Organism: Trichomonas vaginalis G3
Lineage: Eukaryota; Parabasalia; Trichomonadida; Trichomonadidae
Product: major facilitator superfamily transporter
Exons: 1
Coding region: 1-1215 (404 amino acids)
Biological process (GO): transmembrane transport
Cellular component (GO): membrane
Molecular function (GO): transmembrane transporter activity
Source: RefSeq, a predicted model, not a curated record
AUGGUUCCAAAGAUACAGAACCCCUACAUUAAUGCCCUGAUUCUUUCAAUGGGUGCAAUGGAUGUAGGUUUUGGUAUGGUUUACCCCGCCUAUACUACUACCGCGAUCUCUAAGAGAUUUGAUCUUUCCCUUACCGAAGAAACAAUGUUCAAUGUCGGUGGUAUCUUAUCUGCUAUUGUUGGGUCACUGGCAAUUAAUGUUGUUGUCAACAAGUUCGGUAAGAGAGUUUCAGGAUUAUUCUCAGGUCUAUAUGCCACAAUUAUGUGGAUCUUGCUUGCUUGCUCUGUAAACAAGGGCAUGUUGUUCACAUUCCGUUGCUUAUCCUGCCUUUCCAUUGGUCUUUGGACCACAAUUGUCCCGGCAUUUUUGUCUGAAGUCGCCCCAGAGAACAGAAAGUACUUUUUCGGCUUCGUUAACCAGAUUGCUAUUGCUUUUGGUUUCCUUUUUGUCACAAUUAUCGGUGCUUAUCUCAAAUGGGAAGUCGUCGCAGGUAUCUGCGCUGUCCCGAACUUCAUCAUUGCUGUUUUGAUCAUGUUCAUCCCAGAAAAGGAACAGCAAACAGCAGAGCCAGUCUCCUGGGCCAAAGUUUGCAGCUAUCAUAAGGCGUUGUUCAUCGGAUUCCUCUUCAUGUUCUUCCUUCAGUUCUCUGGUGUCCAGCCCGUUAUGUCUAACAUGGAAAAGAUCCUUUCCAAGGCUAAUCUUUCAAUCUCAAUUCAAGUUAUCGGUAUUAUCGCCUUAAUUGUACAAUUAAUCACAACAUGCAUCUCCGCUAUCAUCGUCGAUAAACUCGGUAACUACCUCUGCUGGAUGAUUUCUAGCGUUGGCCAAUUAAUUGCCUUCGUUUUGCUUUGCUUACAUCAGAAGAAAAAUCUUCCAACAUGGGUAUUCAUUAUUGGCCUCUUCCUCGAGCAGAUCAUGUACGGUGUCGGUAUUGGUCCAAUUCCAUUCGCUUGUGCUACAGUUCAACUCGAAAUGCAGUACCGUGCAACAGCUAUGGCCAUCACAGUUUCAGAGAACUGGGCUUUGACUGCCUUUGUCAACCUCAUUUGGCCAUACAUGGAAAAGGCAAUGACACUCGGCUAUGCUUUCUUAUUCUUCGCAGGAAUGAUGGUUCUUUCUAUUAUUUUUGGUAUCGUCAUUUUCGGAAAUAAGUUGGACCAGGAACCACCAGCUCUCGAUAAUAAGGAUUCCUCGGGUGAUGGAGUCUCUAUAUAA